GGUUCUUCUCAACCAGACUGUUUUCGUGUUUCUCGGCGAAACCAUGGCAGACCGCGGCUCUGAUCUGUCCGCCCUGCCGAAGGAGGUUAGAGACCAGUUGGCGGAGUUGGAUCUGGAGCUGUCUGAAGGUGACAUCACACAGAAGGGCUAUGAGAAGAAAAGAGCCAAGCUGUUGGCCGCCUACAUCCAAUAUUUGCCAAAGGCAGACCUUUCUCUGCCAGAUGUACAGCUUUCUCCAAGCCACAGUGCCGACCCCAGCCCAAGUCCUGAGGCCCCAGGCCCGUCCAACUCUUCAGCCUCCAGACGCCAUCGUGCGCACCGCAGUGGAGGGGCCAGGGAUGAGCGUUACAGAUCAGAUAUUCAUACAGAAGCUGUGCAGGCAGCUCUGGCCAAACAUAAAGAAGAGAAAAUGGCACUUCCCAUGCCGACCAAGAGACGCUCAGCUUUUGUCCAGUCUCCCAAUCACUGCACACCUCCAGAUACGCCCUCUGCAUCAGAGGAUGAAGGCUCACUGCACAGAAAAGCAGCUCUCAGUGCAGCGCUCGCUCAGACCUUGCAGAGCCCUGAUUACUGGAUCAAUCGCUCCGUCCAAAGCUCUUCCACAUCUUCGUCUGCUUCCUCCACCCUCUCCCAUGGAGAUCCAAAGAGCCAGCCCCAGCACCAGCCUGGUGUCUCAGUGUUAGCCGAUGUACUGGCCCACACACACAUAGAAAACAGUGUCCCCCCAGAUGUGACGUCCUCCACUCCACAGGAGAGAGGAUCCAGAGUGGAUCUUCCCCCAGCAGUCCGAGGCAUGAGUCGUGGACAGAGCCGCUCCAGCAUGCUGGAUACUGCUGAUGGCGUGCCUGUCAGCAGCCGAGUGUCCACCAAGAUCCAGCAGCUAUUGAACACGCUCAAACGGCCCAAAAGACCACCACUUAGUGAAUUCUUCCUUGAUGACUCUGAGGAAAUUGUAGAAGUUCCCAGACCAGAUCCCAACACCCCAAAGCCUGAAGGGCGUCAGAUCAUCCCAGUGAAGGGGGAGCCUCUGGGAGUGGUCAGUAAUUGGCCCCCUGCCUUGCAGGCUGCACUCGCUCGAUGGGGGGCCACCCAGGCCAAGAGCCCUGCCCUCACUGCGUUAGACAUCACUGGCAAACCCCUAUAUACACUGACAUACGGUAAACUGUGGAGUCGCAGUCUAAAGCUGGCUUAUACGCUGCUGAAUAAAUUGGGCACUAAGACUGAGCCUGUCCUACAACCUGGAGAUCGAGUGGCGUUAGUGUAUCCAAACAGUGACCCUGGAAUGUUCUGGGUAGCUUUUUAUGGCUGUCUGUUAGCCGAGGUCAUUCCUGUUCCUAUUGAGGUACCACUGUCUCGUCAGGAUGCAGGCAGCCAGCAGAUUGGCUUUCUGUUGGGCAGCUGUGGUGUGAGCUUGGCACUGACCAGUGAGGUGUGCCUCAAAGGGCUGCCCAAGACUCCAAAUGGAGAGAUCGUUCAGUUCAAAGGAUGGCCAAGGAUGAAAUGGGUAGUGACAGACACCAAGUACCUGACCAAGCCAUCCAAAGACUGGCAGCCUCACAUCCCUACUGCUAACACAGACACUGCCUACAUAGAGUACAAAGCGAGUAAAGAAGGAACUGUGAUGGGAGUUGCUGUUUCCAAGAUCUCCAUGUUGACACACUGUCAGGCCCUAAGUCAGGCAUGCAACUACUGUGAAGGUGAGACUCUGGUCAACGUGUUGGACUGCAAAAAGGAUAUGGGCUUGUGGCAUGGCGUCUUAACGAGUGUCAUGAACAGAAUUCACACCAUCACUGUGCCAUAUUCUGUCAUGAAAGCCUGUCCCAUGUCUUGGGUUCAGAGAGUUCACAUCCACAAAGCACGUGUGGCCUUGGUGAAAUGCCGCGACCUCCACUGGGCAAUGAUGGCCCACAAGGAUCAGAAGGACAUCAACUUGUCUUCUAUACGAAUGCUCGUAGUGGCUGAUGGAGCAAAUCCAUGGUCUGUGUCGUCCUGCGACGCCUUUCUAAACGUGUUCCAGUCUCAUGGCCUGAGGCCUGAGGUCAUUUGUCCAUGUGCCACAUCGCCUGAAGCCCUGACUGUGGCCAUACGCAGACCUGGUGCUCGUGGAGCUCCUCUUCCAGCCAGGGCCAUCCUGUCCAUGGGCGGACUGAGCCACGGGGUCAUCAGGGUCAACACAGAGGACAAGAACUCUGCUCUCACUGUGCAGGAUGUGGGCCACAUCAUGCCUGGAGCACUGAUGUGCAUCGUAAAACCAGACGGGCCUCCGCUGCUGUGCAAGACGGAUGAGAUCGGAGAGAUCGUGAUCAACUCUCGGGCUGGAGGCACAAUGUACUACGGCCUUCCUGGAGUCACCAAGAACACAUUUGAGGUGAUCCCUGUGAACCAGGCUGGAGCACCCAUUGGAGAAGUUCCCUUCGCUCGUACUGGUUUGCUUGGAUUUGUGGGACCGGGGAGUCUUGUGUUUGUUGUGGGGAAGAUUGAGGGACUCCUGAUGGUGAGCAGUCGACGUCAUAAUGCUGACGACUUGGUGGCCACUGCGCUGGCUGUGGAGCCUGUCAAAACAGUUUACAGAGGGAGGAUUGCAGUUUUCUCCGUGACAGUGUUUUAUGAUGAGAGGAUAGUUGUUGUGGCAGAACAAAGGCCCGAUGCCAGUGAAGAAGACAGCUUUCAGUGGAUGAGCCGAGUUCUUCAGGCCAUCGACAGCAUCCACCAGGUUGGCCUUUACUGCCUUGCUCUUGUCCCAGCCAACACCCUCCCUAAGACACCACUAGGGGGGAUCCACAUCUGUGAAACCAAGCAGAAUUUUUUGGAGGGUAAUCUGCAUCCCUGCAAUAUCCUCAUGUGUCCACACACCUGUGUUACAAACAUGCCCAAGCCUCGUCAGAAACAGCCAGUGGACGUAGGUCCUGCUUCCAUGCUGGUCGGCAACUUGGUGGCGGGGAAACGAAUCGCCCAGGCAACAGGCAGAGAACUGGGUGUGGUGGAGGAUCAAGAUCUCAUUCGAAAGCACCAGUUUUUGUCUGAAGCGCUGCAGUGGAGAGCUCAAACAGAUCCGGACCACGUUCUGUACGUGCUGCUCAAUGCCAAGGGCAUAGCAGUGUGCACAGCCACUUGUGCUCAGCUACACAAGCGAGCAGAAAAAAUCACGGCCACCCUGAUGGAAAGAGGAGGCCUCAACACAGGAGACAAUGUGGUGCUGCUUUAUCCCCCAGGUAUUGACCUGAUUGCUGCCUUCUACGGCUGCCUCUAUGCGGGGGUUAUCCCUGUGACAGUGAGGCCGCCUCACCCUCAGAAUCUGACUGCUACUCUCCCGACAGUCCGUAUGAUCAUCGAUGUUAGUAAAGCAGCUUGCAUCCUCACCACUCAGCCCCUCAUGAGAAUCCUCAGGUCCAGGGAGGCCGCUGCCAGCGUCAACGUCAAAACGUGGCCAACGAUCAUCGAUACAGAUGAUCUCCCCAGAAAGCGGCCUUCACACAUUUAUAAGCCUCCUACAGCGGAGAUGCUGGCCUACUUGGACUUCAGUGUGUCCACCACAGGCAUGCUGACUGGAGUCAAGAUGUCCCAUGCAGCAGUCAGCACUCUCUGCCGCUCCAUCAAGCUGCAGUGUGAACUCUACUCUUCGCGCCAAAUAGCCAUCUGCCUGGACCCGUACUGCGGCCUGGGCUUCGUCCUGUGGUGCCUCUCCAGUGUUUACUCAGGUCACCAGUCUAUACUUAUUCCUCCGCUGGAGCUGGAGACCUCGCUGCCUGUGUGGCUGAGCACGCUCAGUCAGUACAAGAUCAGAGACACCUUCUGCUCCUACUCCGUCAUGGAGCUCUGCACCAAAGGCCUGGGCACUCAGACAGAGAUGCUAAAGGCACGGGGUGUGAAUCUGUCGUGCGUGCGGAGCUGCGUGGUGAUAGCAGAGGAGCGGCCUCGUCUCGCCCUCACACAGUCCUUCUCCAAGCUCUUCAAAGACCUCGGCCUUUCACUGCGAGCAGUCAGCACAGCCUUCGGUUCCAGGGUGAACCUGGCAAUCGGCCUGCAGGGCACAUCUGGACCAGAUCCUUCCACUGCUUAUGUUGAUAUGAAGUCCCUGCGUCAUGACAGGGUGAGAUUAGUGGAAAAAGGAGCGCCUCAGAGUCUUCCACUCAUGGAGUCGGGCACUAUCCUGCCAGGAGUCAGGUGUAUCAUAGUCAACCCAGAGACCAGGGGCCCACUGGGAGACUCUCAUCUUGGGGAGAUCUGGGUGAACUCCCCCCACUGCGCCAGCGGCUACUAUACCAUCUAUGGAGAGGAAAGCCUGCAGGCAGAUCAUUUCAACACCAAACUCAGCUUCGGGGAUCCUCAGACCCUUUGGGCUCGGACGGGUUACCUGGGCUUCAUCAAAAGAACCGAGCUGCUGGAUGCAAGCGGAGAUCGCCAUGAUGCCUUGUUUGUGGUGGGCUCUCUUGAUGAAACCUUGGAGCUGAGGGGGUUGCGUUAUCACCCCAUUGACAUCGAGACGUCUGUGUCUCGAGCCCACCGCAGCAUCGCAGAGAGUGCUGUGUUCACCUGGACCAACCUGCUGGUGGUGGUGGCGGAGCUUAGCGGCUCGGAACAGGAGGCCUUAGACCUGGUGCCCCUCGUCACCAACGUGGUCCUGGAGGAGCACCACCUCAUCGUCGGGGUGGUGGUCAUUGUGGACCCCGGCGUGAUCCCCAUCAACUCCAGGGGAGAGAAGCAGAGGAUGCACCUGAGAGACUCCUUCCUGGCGGACCAACUAGACCCCAUCUACGUGGCCUACAACAUGUGAACACCUUCCAGAAACUGAUGCAGAAACCUGAGCCAGGAUCAGAGACGAGAGGGACGAGGACUUGGGAUGUGAACAGUAGCAACGUCAGCGCAAACCAUGUGGGAACGCAAAGACUGCACCAGUAGUGUAACGACAAAAUGCUUCCCUCUUGAGACUGCUCUUUGUUCACUUCCCCCUGCAGCCCCAGGUUCACCAAGAUUUCCAAGAACAAGGAUGAUUUUUCCCCCUCCACUUGAGAGGAAACUCAUCGUUCACCUGGAAGAAAUUAGAUGUUCAUCUGUUGUGUGAACCACUUACACAGCAGUGAAUCAUGUUUUCAAGUCUUUUUAUUCACACACUCUCCAUAAAGACAAAAGCCUCUCACUUUUUGGAUUCAUUUGCCCCCUGUUUUUAUUUGCUUUUUUGUACCUCUUUAUUCUUAAAGUCAGGGGGGACGCACUGGAACGUCCUCCUUGCCUUGCACGUCUUUGCACGUCUGGCUCCAUGUCCUGUUUCACCUGCCUCAAAAAGGAGAUCCCACUGCCCACAUCUGCUGCUUCUGCGAGAGCAAAUCCACAUCAGUAUUAAAAGUGCCACAAGCAAGUCCCCCUCCCACAGCGGUGAUGGUCCUGAUUUCUACCAGGUGCACACAGUGGCUCUCACCUCCACAGAGCACA
Nematolebias whitei (Rio pearlfish) is the source of this 5430-nucleotide messenger RNA. It is a transcript of the gene dip2ba, whose product is annotated as disco-interacting protein 2 homolog Ba. Bases 44 to 4774 code for a protein of 1576 amino acids. The transcript has 38 exons. Lineage: Eukaryota; Metazoa; Chordata; Actinopteri; Cyprinodontiformes; Rivulidae. The record is from RefSeq and is a predicted model, not a curated record.